This is a messenger RNA of Penaeus indicus, 1740 nucleotides long. Its product is annotated as sphingosine-1-phosphate lyase-like. Gene Ontology annotation, molecular function: pyridoxal phosphate binding; sphinganine-1-phosphate aldolase activity. The record is from RefSeq and is a predicted model, not a curated record. The coding region runs from base 1 to 1740 and encodes 579 amino acids. Gene Ontology annotation, cellular component: endoplasmic reticulum. NCBI's taxonomy places the organism in Eukaryota, Metazoa, Arthropoda, Malacostraca, Decapoda, Penaeidae. Gene Ontology annotation, biological process: carboxylic acid metabolic process; sphingolipid catabolic process. The transcript has 16 exons.
AUGGCGAGUAUCCUAGCUGCUAUGACAAGGUUCGCCAACUUGACUAAACCCAUGCGUUACAUGGUGACUGGUCUCGUUGUCUGUGCUAGUGAUACUGGCCACCUGACUAGCAGACGCAUGUGGCCGAGAUCAGCUUACAGCUGCGAUCGUGAUGGAUGGCAUCGGAAAGUAUUCCCGACAAUUGCAACGUGGAAAGGUUUAGGAAGGUAUAACAAAGAGCAUCCGGGUCUUUUGAUUAUGGCCGCCUUACAGGUGCGCAAGCAGAUUCACUUUUUGUGCGACCGCAAGGUAUGGCUGUUACAUACGGCACAAGGGCUGACCUUCGGAUGUAGCACGGACAAAGGUCAAGUGGUGUUUGAGGCAGUGUCCCCAAAGACCUGCGCCGUGGCUGUCCGCACUCACUCGCCUACCACACCAUUACCUUCAUUUACCGGCGUAAAAGCCUUCAGUAAGCAGGCGAUUCUCACGCGGUUCAUCAGCUCCACAGCUGGGCUCUCUUAUCUUGCUAUGGAAAACCUCAAGUUAGGUCUUACAGGCGUGGAGGCGGCGCUGGAGCGCUGGACGGAAGGGCGGGAGAAGUGGCAGGUCGUGGCGGGCUCGGCGACGCUCACGCUGGCGGCGAUGGCGCUCGGGAAUCUCUACGCCAACCGAGCCGACGUGAAGGACGACCUUCAGGCCUGGGUCUUCCGAGUCCUUCGCUCCGUCCCCGCCAUCAAGAGCUACAUUCAGAAGCAGUUGGAUCAGUCCCGCAAAGAGAUACAGAAGGGGAUCUUCGAGGACGCAGGAGCUUCCGUCGCCGCCCUCCCGCCCCUCAAGGAGCUGCCUAAAGACGGGUGGUCGGAGGAGCGGGUCCUCGACGUCGCCGCCAACACGCUGGGGAAAGGCAACUAUGCCUGGCAGGACGGCAAGAUCUCCGGCGGCGCCUUCUCAGGAGGCAACGAGGACCUCUCCGACGUCCUCCUGAAGGUGUACGGCAUGACGGCGCUGACGAACCCUCUCCACGCAGACAUGUUCCCGGGAGUGAGGAAAAUGGAGGCGGAAAUUGUGAGAAUGACCCUCUCCAUCUUCCACGGAGACGACGAAGCGUGCGGAUGCAUGACCUCCGGGGGGUCAGAGAGCCUCCUGAUGGCGAUGAAGGCGAUGCGCGACUGGGGGAGGGAGGUCAAGGGCGUGAAGCGAGCCGAGGUCGUCAUGGCUGUCACAGGUCACUCGGGCUUCGACAAGGCCGCCUCUCUGCUCGGCGUGAAGAUCAGGAAGGUACCUGUCGAUCCCGUUUCCUUCAAGGCGGACGUGAAUGCCAUGAGGAGAGCUAUCAACAGGAACACAGUCAUGCUCGUGGCGUCCGCGCCCGAGUUCCCUCACGGCAUCAUCGACGACGUGGAGGCCAUCGGCGCCCUCGGCCUCGCCCGCGGCGUCCCCGUCCACGUCGACUGCUGCAUGGGAGGCUUCCUCAUGCCCUUCAUGGACGCCGCCGGCUUCCCUCUGCCGCCCUUCGACUUCCGCGUCCCCGGGGUGGUCAGCAUCUCGGCCGACACGCAUAAGCCUGCCGCCCAGUGCAGGGCGUCGCGUCCGAGAGCUGGGCCACGGGUGAUAACAGGAGGUGCAGCCAGUCAAGCAAGCAUGGCACCGCCAAUACCAAAUCCCGCAAGGGUACCCAACUUACGCUCCAAUCAUGGGGUACCAAGUGUAAUACAAGAUCGCAUGAAUUACAUAUUUAUCCUACAUAGAUUAGCAGAUUAA